UCAUCAGACGGUUUAGCAGGCUACGGUAUCAGUCUUGUCGAGUCGUAGGACUCAGAGACACCUAACACAACUUGCUUGAUUGCACGGCGGCCGGUCCGCUGAGUUGAAGCAUUAAACGGUGGGAGAAAACUGUAAUCUGGCAAAAAGUCUUUAUUAAAGGGAAAUAUAGAUAUUAGAAGGAAAGUGUUCUAAUCGCUAUUAACUAAAACAAUCACAUAAAUAUACACACACACACACAUAUAUACUUGCGGAGGAUUAUCUAACUGCUUAACUUAAAUGAAAUAAGAGAGCGUCAUGCACAGUCAGAACCUUCUGCUGGUCAUCUUCUAUUGCUGGGUUCAAGCCAUCACUGUAUAUGCGAAAGAUGACAGUUCGACAGUAACAGGGCUUCUUGGAGAAGCCGCUGAGCUCCCAUGUAACGUCGACGUAGCCUCGUGUGGCGAGGUGUACUUCAUUACGUGGACAAAAAACACAACUAGUGAAUGGAAAAGAUUGUAUCUAUAUAGCGACGACGUCGAGAAACCUCUGCAGGAACUAGCCAACCCAGACCGCGCUGACUUUGUCGUCGAAAAAUCCACUGCUCAUUUGAGAAUUUCUCCGUUACGGAUGGAGGACGAAGGGAACUAUAAGUGUGACGUCACUUACGUGCAAGGAAAGUGCCCCUCUCUAUCUUAUGCUAAUCUUGUUGUAAUUGCAAAACCAAGUCCUCCAGUAAUAAGUAAAGAUGGAAAUACAUUGAAAAAUACUUCAACUGUCGGCCCUUUCCUCGAGGGAGAAACGCUAACUCUUGAAUGCAGCAGUGCCGGAGGAAAACCUCCACCAGUAGUGACCUGGUGGAACGGAAGUGAAAGCCUUCCGUCCAAUUCUAGUAUCAGAGAUGAGGAGCUAGGAACCAGCAAAGUGAGAUCUUUCACUCGUUUUACUCUUUCUAGAAGCGACUUGGGUGCAAAACUGGAAUGUAAAGUGAAGAACGAUGCUAUUGAACGUGACCUAAUAUCAUGGGUAGAAUUUGAUAUUCACGUAAAACCGUCUUCAUUGAAGAUAGAAGGACCAAUUGUUCCCGUAAUUUCAGGCCAUACAGUGUGGCUCACUUGUACGGUAGAGGGCGCAAAUCCUGCAGCAAACGUCACGUGGUAUAAUCACACAAAAGAGGUGGAGCCUCAACCUCAGUCUUAUUCUGAAGUAAUGAAUGAUGGCACUUUCAAAACAGUCAGUCAAUUAGAAAUUGUUGCUUCGUUGUUUGACCACCAGGGGACGUUUUAUUGUAAAGGAACUAAUCCAGUGCUGCACAAAAAUGGCGACGCUGCUCUCUUAAAGUCAUUUGAUUUAGAAGUUUUACAUCCCCCUGUAGUAGAAGUCCAACCAGCGGGCGGCUUAGUUGUUAAGGAAACCAACGAGGCGAAGAUCUUCUGCACAUUUAAAGCUAAUCCGUCCAAUGUAACUGACGUCACUUGGUAUAAAGAUGAUGUGAAAGUGUCCGUUAAUGAAAAUGAAAGAUUUAAACUCAACGAUCCGGGAGUACCAACACUGACCAUUCGAAAUGUUUCUCGAUUUGACAGGGGAUUUUACUUUUGUAGUCUCAGGAAUAGCAUUGGUGUAGGGAAAGCGGUCAACUCGGUAGAGAUCAAUAUAUUAUACCCACCUGCAGUGCAGGCAUCUGUGUUUCCCGCCACUGUCAACGAAGGCAACGACGGAAGCGUUUCUCUCAAGUGCGAUAUUGUAGACGGAAACCCGCAAAAUCUUCUCCGUGUCCGAUGGUAUAAAAACGACGAAAUGCAGAACGAGGUUACGGAAAAAGAGAUUGUUUGGCAGAACCUAAGCAGGAACUUCACCGCUAAUUUCACUUGUGAUGGGGAGAACACCGCUGGAUGGGGCGAACGUUCUGAGCCGAAGGAGCUUGUAGUGAAUUACCUCCCAGGACCAGCUGUUGUAAAAGAAAGUACUACAGCAGUAAAAGGUCAUCCAAUCACAUUAGAAUGUGAGGUGGAAGACUUGGGUCGUCCACCAGCUUCAGUGUUUCGAUGGGAAUAUCUUGAUGAAGUUCUCCAUGACACUACUCAUAACCUGACUGUUGAAUCCACGGGUCUUGAUACGAGGGGAAAAUACAUGUGCUCUGCUGUGAACUUUGUUGGUACUGGUCCAAAGGGGGAGUUUUAUCUAUCACCUAAAGCACCCCCUGCAGUGAUUAAUCCAUUGCCGGAUAUGUAUGGAGCUCCCUCGGACGCUACAAAUAUCAGCUUAUCUUGUAGAAUCGAAUGUGAGCCACUCUGUCAAAUAGAAUGGCGUAGGAAUAGAACAAGCAUAGUAGAUUCUGAUUUUUAUUUAAUCAAAACAAUGAUUUUGCCAGAGGACGUGUCUACUGGAUAUUUUACCUCUCUUGUAAGCACCCUUCAGUGGAACAUGUCGGCCUGGCCGGAAGGCAGUCUUGACCGUAACAGGGAUAACGCCAAUUACACAUGCUUAAGUAGUGGAAACAGUGCUGGAUCGGGCGUCAGUACCACAACAGUUUUCAAAGUUGAAUUUCCUCCCGAGAACAUAUCGCUAUCUGCCAGCCAACUAGAAGUUGUGGAGGGAGAAAUUCCAGAGAAAAUUAACUGCUCAGCGAACUCCUGGCCUCCAAGUCAGUACACGUGGAAAUUCUCCAAUAAAAUUAUUGCUAACUCUUCACAGCUUUUCCUUAAUGACAUCAUUUCCCGCUCGAAAGCAGGAAGCUACUUAUGUGUGGCUAGUAACCAGCACGGCAGUGCAAAGGCCAAAGCUUUUAUUAACGUUUUGUAUAAACCAGAAUGUAACAUUUACAAGGACAGAAAUGAAAAUAAAGAAGCCACUCUGGUUUGCAAUGCUCAAGCAAAUCCUACAUCUGUGAACUUCACUUGGAUUAAGAACAACGAAACUCUGGAGAAGUUUAUUGUAACGGAAAGAACUACAAGUAUUCUAACGUUGGGAGACUCUGUUUCAGAACACUAUGGAAAGUAUUAUUGUAUUGUGAACAACAGAGUAGGAGAGUCCAUUCCUUGUACUUUAGAACUUACAGGAGUGGUUGGUACAGCAGGCUGGGGACUAGACUUUGGUGAUGAAAAUGUGGUUAUCACUGCUGCUGUUGUUACUGCUGUUACUGUUAUAUUUAUCAUCGUAAUUAUUGUUAUCAUCAUAUUAAUAAAAAGAAGAAGAACUCACACCGGUCCGAAAGGCACACUGGAAGAAAGGGAAACACCAGAGGGUAGAGUGCAACCCACAGAAGCUACGCCUGUUCCCAAACCUGGCUUUCGCAACUCGUUUAAUACAAACGGAAGUCCAAACCUGAAAAACGAAAACACAGAUUCUGGUAGUCCCAAUAAAGUCAACUCAGAUGGUGACCCAGUCUAUCAAAACGUCACAGCAGUAGGCAGAAAGGAAAGUGGAUCCCACGUGGUUGAACAAGAAUGCAGGCCGAUGUAUGAGAAUAUGACAUUUCACCAAAGAGAACCCAAGGGGCCCUUAAAUUCACCUAUCCCCGCAGCACGCAUGCGUACAUCAUUACCAACUAAUUUCAAACACGUUUACCAGAAUAUUCACCAUGACGUCAGAAACGACACUCCUUCCACAUCCACGAUCAGUUCAGAGACUAAUUUACCUCGUCCACGAAACUUUAAACAUUUGAAUAUCAAGAGCCUUCGACCAACUAAUGGAAAGUCCACAAAGCCCAUAAACCCAAUCAUUAAUCUUCCUGUUAUUUUAUCACGUUCAUUUAUAAAACCACUCGACAAGAACCAAAACCAGCAAACCGAUGUGACUUUUGACCCACAGGGGAGCAGUGAGAGAUCUAAAACUUCUUUCGAGGAUAAGCAUAUGGCUUCAGAAAAACUUUCCAAGAAUCCCUCCUUCUCUACUAAUAACGAAGGUCUGGUCUACGCUGACUUAUCUUUGCCACACAGUGGUGCAAGACCCGUAUUUAGGAAAAACGCACCUACUGAAUACGCUACGCUGAAUUUCACAGAGGAAGGGGAGUAUGCAGAUCAAACCUUUCAACCCAGACAUAAGUGACAACAUGCUUUAUGUUGACAUGUAUUAUAACGUCAAAUUGGGGAAGAUCCGAGAUCCGCGGAUAAAGCCUUUGUUGCCUCCACAAGGAACCAUCUCUUCCUCCAAAGACAAAACCUAAGUCCACUAACCAGCAUCCGGAAGAUUAGAAACUUCUAGUUUUCUACGACAGGCUAUAUAGUUGUGGAUCUAAACUUCUGUGUCGGCUGCAUAUCAACCUGUUGAAAGACGAUCUGGUACAAAACUAUUUUGGUGUGAUUACUGAUCAUACUGUUCCAAAGAAACUGUGGUUUAAGACUCUUCAUUAAUAUUUAUGAAAAGUUUACAAAAACCAAAACAAAAGAGUGUGAUCUUAGUCAAGCUUUAUUUCUUUUAAAAUAUGUUUGCGCUAUCUUUGCUAUUGAAGUAUAAAGUUAUGAUUACAUAGCUCGAGACUUUAGAGUUGUUAGUAUGUUUAAGUCUCUUUAAAAUAUAACUGCGAUAGAUGUUGUUGUUGGUAUACCUGUAUGCAUAUCAAGAAAAAUAGAUAAUUUAAUAAUACACGACCGCUAGAUUUCUCUUUAUAUGAAAAAUCUUUUUAUUCAAACAAAUCUAACAACAUUUACAGAGGAAGUUAUCUAUUAAUAGAAGCGUCUCUCUCUCUCUCUCUUUUGUAACGUUAUAGUCUCGUUUAGAGGUAAGGUAAGCCUUAUAAGGAAGAAAUGUGUUUGUUUUGUUGUAUACGUAGUAGACAUUUAAUAUCCCUUGUAAAUUUAUCAUUUCUUAGAUAUUGUGCAUAGUAAAUAAAUACAGUUUUUGAUAUAAAUAUGUCAUUUCUAUAAAUUUUAUAGGGUUACUGGCACCAGGUGGUUGAUUGGCUUGCUGAAUUAUCUUUAUAUGUGCUUUGAUUAUCUGAGGCACUUAUCCUGUAAAUAAACUGCUAUAGUCAUAAUACAACGUCUUAAAUAUAACCUGCGCUAUUGACUAUUGUUUUAAAUUAGUCAGUAAUGUGUCAUUACUGGGAAGUCUUCCUGAAAAGAUGGACAUUGUUUGUUCGUAACAUCAUUACAAUUACUUAACAAUAAAAAAAUGAGGUUGGUUAAAAGAUGUAAAAAUGAAUACGGUCGUUUCAAAUGAUAUAGUUUAAGACAAAAGCGUUAAUUUUUGAACGGAUGGUGGUUUUCCAGCACUUAAUGUUUUUAUUAGUGUUAAAGUCUGUGUGAUGUACUUUUAACAGAAUUAUUUUGAACUCGUUUUGUAGAUUAAAACAGUAAAACAUUAAAAUAGUAAGUUAACCUCGUUUAAGUUGGUUAGAGAGAGAUUUAAAAACCCAGUUUGUUGUCAUUUUGGCUGUCACUUAAUAUAAAAUAAUUCGGCUCUAUAGUAAUGUGACACGUAUAUCACUGAACACAGCAAAAUGAAACAGCUUUAGUAGACGUUUUGUACAAAAGAUGGCGUUCAAAAUGACGUAAUUGUAUUUAAUAUGUCUUGAAAACGUAAAACUUUCAGAUUAGAACUGUCUACAAGGAAUUCAAAAGAAGCCUGUGUUUAGUAUAACUUAUCUUACAGAGGUAAUUAGGGUUUUAUUGUAAAUAAACAUUAGGGAAACACAGAACGCUUACCCUUACCUGUUUAUAUUCCAGACCGGAAGUAAAUCUCAGAGGUAUUGUUGUUGUAAACUUCUUUGUGUUUAUUCUUUAAGAAAUAUGCAGUGAAUACAAUUUUUUCUGACUUGAAGUUAACUAAGUGCAGGAUAUUAUAACAUUUAUCCUAAUAACCGCAUGUUAUCUGAAAUUAUCCAACACGCUAAAAUGCUUGCCAAUUUCACAGUGAUGUAUUAAAUUUCAUAUAAUAAAUAAGUAUAAGAUAUUGUACUGCUGAUGUAUUAGGCUUUAAAUAAAAAUUUUAAGCUUUUC
Messenger RNA from Limulus polyphemus (Atlantic horseshoe crab), 5915 nucleotides. RefSeq names its product hemicentin-1-like. The record is from RefSeq and is a predicted model, not a curated record. Bases 295 to 4023 code for a protein of 1242 amino acids. The transcript has 17 exons. Lineage: Eukaryota; Metazoa; Arthropoda; Merostomata; Xiphosura; Limulidae.